Lodderomyces orthopsilosis Co 90-125 is the source of this 1278-nucleotide messenger RNA. RefSeq lists its product as uncharacterized. Lineage: Eukaryota; Fungi; Ascomycota; Pichiomycetes; Serinales; Debaryomycetaceae. The coding region runs from base 1 to 1278 and encodes 425 amino acids. The transcript has a single exon. The record is from RefSeq and is a predicted model, not a curated record.
AUGCCUUCACAAUCGUCACACUUGCCAAUUAGACGCGUAUAUGAUACCAGAAAUAAUCGAAUAAUCGAAACUAUCAAAUUUAAUGAUAAAUCAAGCGAUUUCAAUCGUAAUUGUCUCAACAAGGUCAAAGUUGAUGUCAAGAUUGCAGCAUUAAGUUAUCCAAUUGAUUUUCAUCAGCAAUUGCAUAAUGUUGUACCAAGUAAACGAAUAAUUGUUAAGAAACGUCUUCAUAGAAAUAGUAGCAAUGAUAAAGCUAAGCAUACAAAGUAUUUGGUGUACCCAUACACGACAUGUCAAUUGGAAAAUAUUCAUCACGGUUCUCCAUGUUGUUGUGAUUUAACUUAUGGUGAAGAUCUAGACGGUGGUUUGCAAGAGUCGUUGUAUGUGCCUGAACUGUUACUUAUCCCAAUCCCCAAAAAUGUCAGCUUACAUGAUGUAUGUUUUAUAUGGUGCAUUAUACUACCAUUUUACAUUUAUUCAAGUUAUAUCACCAAUAAUACGUGCAUAAUAUUAAACGAUAUCAAACGGGAAAUCAACGAAGUGUUGAUUAUACUCAACCAUUUAAAUAUUGAUCAAGCUGGUAUCACAAUUCUUGACGAAUCAAAGAUAUCGCUGAAGUAUAGUAAUAGAUUUGAUACUGUAUUUUGCUUCAAUUCGAAAUUGGGUCAAUUUGCUGAAUUUUGUUGUCAACACCCUCCAACUGGGUUGGGUAUUGGAUAUAAACGUCAACGAAUAUCGAAAAUAUUUACCAAUUUCCCCAUUGUCGCAAAGGCAAGUGAUAAAAUAUAUCAAUAUAUGAAACUUGGAGUUGAAGAUAAAAAAUCGUGUAUUGAAUUGUUACAAAUUAUACGCGAUUUGAAUACUAGUCAAACUGGUAAACAACAUAAUGAUUCAAUCACUCAGCCAAGAAAUAAUUCCACAGCCACAACCGUAUCAUCGCUGUCAGCUAGUACCACAGAUGCGAUUUCCCUAAGACAAGAACAUAGCGAUAACCAAUCAAUAACGACCACGUCAAAUUCAAGCCAAGAACAGUAUAGUAAAGGACAUUGUUCUUGGUUCUGGUGUGAUGAAGAUGUAGAUUCAACAAAUUAUAGUGAUUUGAAUCUUGAUAUGGAUCAAAGCUUUGAUGAUGAUGAAGAUACAUGUUAUGAAGAUGAAGAUGUUUAUGAAAGCAGUGCUGUGCAUGACAUGAAUAAAAGGUUAAAUGAUGGGAAACCUCGUCGUGUGUGUUAUUUUAAUCGAAGUAUGAAACCAAAUGUCAACGCAAGUAUCAUCUAA